ACCUUGCUUUUCAGCCCCAUAACCCCAUCAGCCUCCGCCCAGCAGCUCCACUGCGGACAACAAUGACGGAUAACAUACCGUUACAGCCCGUACGACACAAAAAACGACACGACAACAAACGAAGAGACGGGUGUUGCCCUUGCCCAUGGUCCAGAUGUUGUGGAGGGGGAGAUUUCCGUCCGCGGACAGUGUGGUUGGGCCAUCCGGAAAAAAGGGAACAGAGAUACCCAAGAAAUGUCAUAAACAACCAGAAAUACAAUUUUUUCACCUUCCUUCCUGGGGUGUUGUUUAACCAGUUCAAAUACUUCUUCAACCUGUAUUUUCUGCUGUUGGCCUGCUCUCAGUUUGUGAAUGAACUCCGAUUAGGGGCCUUGUACACUUACUGGGUUCCUCUGGGGUUUGUGUUAAUUAUUACAAUCGUGAGGGAAGCGGUCGAAGAAAUUCGAUGUUUUCUACGAGACAAAGAGGUCAAUUCACAGAUCUACAGCAAACUCUCCACAAGAGGAACUGUGAAGGUGAAAAGCAGUGGCAUCCAGGUUGGAGAUCUUAUCAUUGUUGAAAAGAACCAACGUGUUCCAGCCGACAUGAUCUUCCUAAGAACCUCUGAAAGAAAUGGCUCCUGCUUUCUAAGGACUGAUCAGUUGGAUGGAGAGACAGAUUGGAAACUACGCCUCCCAGUGGCCUGUACUCAAAGACUCCCCACUGCUGCUGAUCUACUGCAGAUCAGAUCGUUUGUUUACGCUGAAGAACCAAACAUUGACAUCCACAACUUCAUCGGUACCUUCACCAGAGAAGAUGGUGACCCUCCAGUCAAUGAGAGUCUGAGUAUUGAGAACACUCUUUGGGCGAGCACUGUCAUUGCCUCUGGCACAGUUGUUGGUGUGGUGAUUUACACUGGUAAAGAACUACGGAGUGUAAUGAAUACCUCGAACCCAAGACAUAAGAUCGGUUUGUUUGACCUGGAGGUGAACUGUCUGACUAAGAUUUUGUUUGGUGCUCUGGUCGUGGUGUCGCUAGUGAUGGUGGCUCUACAGCACUUCGCUGGUCGCUGGUAUCUCCAGAUCUUCCGUUUUCUCCUGCUCUUCUCCAACAUCGUUCCCAUCAGUUUGCGUGUGAAUUUGGACAUGGGCAAAAUGGUGUUCAGUUGGAUGAUCAAGAAAGACUCCAAGAUCCCAGGAACGGUUGUUCGAGCCAGCACCAUACCAGAACAACUAGGCCGAAUCUCUUAUCUCCUCACAGAUAAAACUGGCACUCUCACUCAGAACGAGAUGGUUUUUAGGCGAUUACAUCUUGGAACUGUGGCUUAUGGGAUGGACUCAAUGGACGAAGUGCAGAGUCACGUGUUCAGUGCUUACACUCAGCCCCCUCAAGACCUACAGGCCUCUCGUGCACUGGGUGCCACCAAAGUGAGGAAGACCAUCAGCAGUCGAGUGCAUGAGGCAGUGAAGGCCAUCGCACUGGUGCACAAUGUGACACCAGUGUACGAGUCUAACGGUGUGACAGACCAAGCAGAGGCUGAACAGCAUUACGAAGACACCUGCAGGGUUUACCAGGCCUCCAGUCCUGAUGAGGUGUCUCUUGUUCAGUGGACAGAGAGUGUGGGUCUGACACUGGUUGGUAGAGAUCAGUCCUCUAUGCAGCUGAGGACACCUAGUGGACAGAUUCUGAACUUCACAAUCCUGCAGAUUUUCCCUUUCACCUACGAGAGCAAACGCAUGGGCAUCAUAGUGCGGGAUGAAUCCACAGGAGAGAUCACGUUUUACAUGAAGGGAGCUGAUGUGGUGAUGGCCGGCAUCGUUCAGUACAACGAUUGGCUAGAGGAGGAGUGUGGAAAUAUGGCCAGGGAAGGCUUGAGGGUGUUAGUGGUGGCCAAAAAAUCCCUAACUGAAGAACAAUACCAAGAUUUUGAGGCUCGCUAUGUCCAGGCCAAGUUAAGCGUGCACGAUCGCUCGCUGAAGGUUGCUACGGUGAUUGAGAGUUUGGAGAUGGAGAUGGAGCUUUUGUGUCUAACCGGAGUGGAGGACCAACUACAGGCCGAUGUCAGACCCACGCUGGAGAUACUACGAAAUGCUGGCAUCAAAGUAUGGAUGCUGACCGGAGACAAAUUAGAGACUGCAACCUGCACAGCUAAGAACGCUCAUCUAGUGACCCGCAAUCAGGACAUCCAUGUGUUCAGGCCUGUAACCACUCGAAGUGAAGCUCACCUUGAGCUCAACGCCUUCAGGAGGAAACACGACUGUGCGCUGGUGAUAUCAGGAGACUCUUUGGAGGUCUGUCUAAAGUAUUAUGAGUAUGAGUUUAUGGAAUUGGCGUGUCAGUGUCCAGCUGUUGUGUGUUGCCGCUGUGCUCCGACACAGAAAGCUCAGAUUGUUCGUCUGCUGCAGGAACGCACUGGUAGACUCACCUGUGCCGUGGGGGAUGGAGGAAAUGACGUCAGCAUGAUCCAGGAAGCGGACUGUGGUGUGGGAGUGGAGGGCAAAGAAGGGAAGCAGGCAUCUCUGGCGGCCGAUUUCUCCAUCACUCAGUUUAAACACUUGGGCAGACUUCUGAUGGUACAUGGCAGAAACAGCUACAAACGCUCCGCCGCACUCAGCCAGUUUGUUAUUCACCGGAGUCUCUGCAUCAGUACCAUGCAGGCCGUGUUCUCCUCUGUCUUCUACUUUGCAUCUGUUCCGCUGUAUCAAGGCUUCCUUAUUAUCGGGUACUCCACUAUCUACACCAUGUUCCCCGUUUUCUCCCUUGUUUUGGAUAAAGAUGUCAAGUCGGAGGUGGCCAUGUUAUAUCCAGAACUAUAUAAGGAUCUUCUAAAGGGACGGCCUCUCUCGUUCAAAACCUUCUUAUUAUGGGUGUUGAUCAGUAUCUACCAAGGUAGCAUCAUUAUGUAUGGAGCUCUGCUGCUGUUUGAGUCAGAGUUUGUUCACAUCGUGGCAAUCUCAUUCACCUCUCUGAUCCUGACUGAGCUACUGAUGGUGGCGUUGACCGUGCAGACAUGGCAUUGGUUAAUGAUCGUAGCUGAGCUCCUCAGUCUUGCCUGCUACAUCGCAUCUCUCGUCUUCUUACAUGAGUUUAUUGAUGUGUAUUUUAUUGCCACCCUGUCUUUCGUGUGGAAGGUUACGGCCAUCACUUUGGUCAGCUGCUUGCCACUCUACAUCCUCAAAUAUCUGCGUCGACGGUUCUCCCCUCCGAGCUACUCCAAACUGACCUCUUAAAGUCCACUUCUGCAUCCUAGAACAAAUAAAAAUAAAACAACAAAAAAAA
Molecule: messenger RNA, 3258 nt
Organism: Myxocyprinus asiaticus (Chinese sucker)
Lineage: Eukaryota; Metazoa; Chordata; Actinopteri; Cypriniformes; Catostomidae
Product: probable phospholipid-transporting ATPase IIA
Exons: 28
Coding region: 63-3209 (1048 amino acids)
Biological process (GO): phospholipid translocation; endocytosis; retrograde vesicle-mediated transport, Golgi to endoplasmic reticulum
Cellular component (GO): endosome; trans-Golgi network; plasma membrane
Molecular function (GO): ATP binding; ATPase-coupled intramembrane lipid carrier activity; ATP hydrolysis activity
Source: RefSeq, a predicted model, not a curated record